AUAAUACUGUUACCGUGCAGUUGGUAACUGGCCACGUCCUAGGUUGUAUCUGUAGCCGGUGAUCCUCCUUGGUGACCCUCCUUCACCUCGUAACCUUUGUUAUUUGACCUCUUGAGUGACCCUUCUUCCUGCGAGUCUAAACAUGGCCCAGGCACCUGCCAAAAGGAUGAAGCCCAGCAAUUCGACGCGGGACGAAGAAUUUUUCCCUGGCGUCUCCCAAAUUCAGUAUAAACCAGAUGCCGGCCCGGACGAGACCUUGGUCUUCCGCCAUUACAACCCCCAGCAAGAGAUCCUGGGACGCACCAUGGAGGAUUGGCUUCGGUUUUCGGUUUGCUAUUGGCACACCUUCCGAGGCGUAGGAAGCGACCCCUUCGGGACAGCCACCAUCAAGAGACCCUGGGAGAACGGGACUGACUCUGUGGACACUGCCAAGAGGCGCAUGAGAGCCGCCUUUGAAUUCUACACGAAGUUAGGCGUCAAAUACUGGUCGUUCCAUGACCGUGAUAUUGCACCGGAGGGAGCAACCUUAGCAGAGACCAACGCCAACCUGGAUCAACUCGUCGAACUGGCUGCAGAACUUCAGAAAAAGACUGGGGUCAAGCUGCUCUGGGCCACCUGCAACCUGUUUAAUCACCCAAGAUACAUGCACGGAGCUGCAACAAGUUGCGAUGCCUACGUCACAGCUUACGCAGGGGCACAGGUCAAAAAGGGUUUAGAGGUCGCCCACAGAUUAGGAGCCGAGAACUUCGUCUUCUGGGGAGGGCGAGAGGGUUACAAUUCGUUGCUCAACACUGAUAUCAAGGCGGAGCUCGACCAUAUGGCUGCGUUCUUCAGGAUGGCAGUUGCCUACAAAGAAAAAAUUGGAUUCAAAGGACAGUUCUUGAUAGAGCCCAAGCCAAAGGAACCCACCCGCCACCAGUACGAUUAUGACUCCCAGACAGUAAUGGCUUUCCUUCACCAGCAUGGCCUGACGCAGUAUUUCAAAAUCAACGUGGAACCUAAUCACACGACCUUGGCAGGACACCCGUAUGAGCAUGACGUGGUGUUUGCAUCUGCGUAUGGGAUGCUUGGCAGUAUAGAUGCAAACACAGGAUCCCCCGAUCUAGGUUGGGACACUGACCAGUUCCCAAUGGACAUUCGCAACUGUACAGUCAUCAUGAAAACUGUCAUUGAACAGGGAGGACUGGCACCAGGCGGUCUAAACUUUGAUGCCAAAGUUCGUAGAGAAUCGACAGAGCUUCAAGACAUGUUUAUUGCUCACGCAGCUGCGAUGGAUACCUUUGCCCGUGGCCUGAAAAAUGCCGCCAAAAUAGUUUCGGAAGGAGUCAUGCGGAAGUCUUUAUUGACACGCUAUGUAUCCUGGAAUUCAGGAAUGGGCGCCCGGAUUGCAGCAGGUGAAGCCACUCUCGAAGAAUGUGAAAAACUAGUUCACGACCAUGGUGAGCCAAAGAGUACAUCGGCUCACCAAGAACAUUUUGAGGCCAUGCUUAACCAUUACAUUUAAGGGAAUUUUCUUCCUAAAAUGCUGUUCUACUGCCAUUGUUGAGUCCAGAAAAGUACAGGUUACAUCAACCAUUUUAAUAAAUAAUCUGGACAUGC
This is a messenger RNA of Macrobrachium nipponense, 1599 nucleotides long. RefSeq lists its product as uncharacterized. The record is from RefSeq and is a predicted model, not a curated record. Gene Ontology annotation, molecular function: xylose isomerase activity. The transcript has 10 exons. Bases 143 to 1504 code for a protein of 453 amino acids. Lineage: Eukaryota; Metazoa; Arthropoda; Malacostraca; Decapoda; Palaemonidae. Gene Ontology annotation, biological process: carbohydrate metabolic process.